CUUGCUGUCAAGGCGAAAAAUUUUUUGAAAUUGGUUGGAAAAACACUAAGUUUACUUCCUUGAAACAAACAAGGCGUUGGCUUAGCAAAGACGGAUAAAUCAUCUGUGCAUCUGCAAUGAGCACCGCUAAGUGUGAUUCAGAGUGGCAAACAAUGAAUAUAUUAGACGUUUGCUUGCUCUUCCUCAACACGGUGAUUUGGUUGGUCCUGGUCAUUUUGUCGCUGAGUUUAAAAAUGCGCGACGACAGGCUAAAUUUGACUCGUCGCCAACGGGCUAAAAUUCCUUGCGUUAGUCGCAGGGAAGUGAUCGGACCUGUCGAAGAUGACGCUGGCUACCUUUGUCCUGCUGAAAAUCACGAAAAAAAGGUGGAGGUGGAUGAUGGGAACCUUUGUCCUGUUCCGAAACUCAUGCUCAAGGUGCCGAUUGUGGAACAAGGUGGAGGAAGUUCAAAUGAAACAGAUGGUUUGUACCUGCAUGUGCUGAAUCAUGUCGCACCAUCUCAGCCGGCCCAGUACGUGGAAGUUACGAAAUAAAAAUAUGCUUGUAGUGCGAACCACUACAAUAAUUUAAACCUAGCAGUAUCAAAUUAUUUUGUUUAAGUUGAAAUUAAGAAGAAAUAAAAGAAGUACUAAAAAUCUG
Molecule: messenger RNA, 639 nt
Organism: Neocloeon triangulifer
Lineage: Eukaryota; Metazoa; Arthropoda; Insecta; Ephemeroptera; Baetidae
Exons: 2
Coding region: 117-533 (138 amino acids)
Source: RefSeq, a predicted model, not a curated record